Molecule: messenger RNA, 2528 nt
Organism: Mobula hypostoma (lesser devil ray)
Lineage: Eukaryota; Metazoa; Chordata; Chondrichthyes; Myliobatiformes; Myliobatidae
Gene: cldn12
Product: claudin 12
Exons: 2
Coding region: 425-1201 (258 amino acids)
Cellular component (GO): plasma membrane
Source: RefSeq, a predicted model, not a curated record
GGGUCAGCCUAAUUGCCUACUCCCCGGAGCUCCGCUGUCACUUGGACAACGGGGCCGUCCUUAGACCUCCUACUCCCCCUUCUCCUCAGGCAGCGGCCGCCGCCACUCCCAACCUCCCCGCCUACCUGGCCACGCCCUGGAGCUCGAUAUCCCUGUUAUCAGGUUCUGGGAAAUAAACUAAUGCAGCACGCCUGCCCAGUCACCUGGGGUCGUUGUGGAGCCUGCUUGAUUUAAUGAACGUACCCCGCUCCUGUCAUUGGCCCGGGGUCCGGCGCCUGGUCACCAGAAAUGAGAUGGACACGGGUGUAACCGUCCACCGUCGGUCUUCACUCCCCACCCCAAGACCCCGUCCGAUCCUUUUGUUGCGUCUGGGUUCAAGGUCUGCGGCUCCGAUGGUGCCGGCGUCUGGUGGUGUCGCGGCUCCAUGGCGUGCCGGGAGGUGCAGGCGGCCACCGGGCUAGCGCUGCUGUGCGGAGUGUGCUCUCUGGGUGGGCUGCUGGCUGCCACACUGCUACCACGCUGGCGGCUUCAGCGUCUGGCCUCGGCCAGCCGGCACCAGCCCAACCUAAGCGUCAGCUCUGGGCUCUGGACCCGCUGCGUGAGAGCACAGGGUGAGGCCCGUUGCACCUUCCGCGACCCCGACUGGUACCGCUCACUUGACCAGCUCGACCUGCGGCUGUUACAGCUGGCACUGCCACUGGCCCUGACUGCCGCUACCGCCGCCGCUCUGCUGGGUGCCCUCGGCCUCUGUCACGCUGCUUGCAGCGGCCGUGCUCCCCGUGCCGGCCUGGCCCGCUGCCUGGUCAACAGCGCUGGCUGCCAGCUGGUGGCUGGCUUACUCGACCUGCUGGCUGCCGGCCUGGUACUAGGUCCCACUGUCUGGCUGCUGCUCCAUACUAGCCGUCUAAACCGGCGCUACGGGCCGACUUGGAGCGCCGGGCCCGCCGCCUACUUAGCCCUGGGCAGCGGUGGUGGGCUGGCACUGGCCGGUGGGCUGUUGCUGCUCUGGUACUGUGCCUGCCGUCCACCGCCCGUGCUGCUUUGGCAGCCGCUGGCCCCAACCCCUCUCCCAGCCCAAUUUCAGCACUACCCAUACCCGCUAUCCGCUCCUACUGCCUACUUGGCGGAGCCCUCCGGCCGCCGUUCCCGUCUCUCCACCCUGGAGAUCGAUAUCCCUGUCAUCAGGCAGCAGGCGUGCUAAGGGGCAGUGGGGGACAGCGAUGGGGGUGUUGAGUGAUUGGGCUGCUUUGUCCUCUGCUUGUCCCCAGAACCACAAACACCCCUAGGAUGGGAUGUACGCACAGAGGAGGAUCCCCUCACUCGCUCCCUUCUUCACACACCCCUAACACUUCUUGUCUCAGACGUGCACAUUGCCACGCAUUCACCGGAUUGCUUCUCACAAUAUACAGAGAGAGAUGCACUCUUAUUCAAUUACACAUAGAGAGAGGCACACACACACACACAGUCACAAGGGCCCACAAACACUAUCUCACACACAGGAUUUCUCUCGCAUGUACACUAUCUGUCUCUCUCUCUCACACACACACACACGUUGUACAUCUCUCCUUCUAGGGUUCCCUUUUGCUCUGUUUCCACUAUUCCUUCCAAGUAAUUUCUCUCUCAUAUACACACUAUCAGUUCGCCUGCAGCUUGGUGCCAACUGUAUUCCGUGACCGAGGCAUGAAGUACCGAGGACUCUGAGGGUGCAUUUAACCCAGGGAACAAUGCAACUCGUGGAUGAUCUAAUUGCACUGUGAAUGUGGAUACCUCCUUCCACCUGCUAACUCUGCUCUCAUUGCCUAUUCAUUCAUUGUCUGGGUGUGGGUGUCAUUCAUGAGUAUAAUCAUUGCUCAUUUGUUCCUUGCUCCCCAUGAAGGUGGGGGUAAACCGAAGGUGCUCCAAUGGUGCCAUUGAUAAAGGGAGUUCCUGGGAUUUUGACCUAGUGAUGGAGGUCAAUUUUUCCUCAGUUGGGCAGUGCAAGAGCGGGGCUUGUUUCCCUGUGCCCACUGGCCUUGUCCUCUGGGCGGGAAAGGCAGAGAGACUGCAGAUGCUGCAACCUGUAUCCUGUAUCUUGUGACUCAGCGGGCUGAGCAGCUUCUGCGGAGGGGAAAGGUGCCAGUGGAUGUUCCGGGUGGUUCGGGGAGGUGCUGUCGGAGUAGUCCCGGGCGAGUAACUGUGGUGACAGUGCAGUGUCCAGUGUUGUUCUGCAAGUGCUGAAUUGUGUUGUUCUGAUUGUGUUACAGCAGGCUCAAGGGGAGAGAGAGGAGGGGGAGAGGUGGUGUCCCAUUCCCAGUUCACCAGCUGUCAGGGCUGUUGGUGCAUUGACAUCACAUUGGAACUCCAUUCCAGCUUCCCCCCUCAUCCUUCCUCCUCUCCACUCCCCUUUCCAUGACAUCCUUCUUCCUUCCCCCUCCCCAUCCACCUCAUUCCCACUCUCUAUCUACUUCCACAUCACAUUUCCCCCACUAACCCAUCACAACCCCAUCCCUUUCUCUUCCUACCUAUCCCACCCCAUCUCCUUUCCCCCA